UUAAUGACGUAUGCAGUCUGCAUAUGUGACCUCCGCAGGCUGCAGCCUUCGGAUUGAGAAACGGCCGAUGAGAAGUAAAUUGUUUCCUUGGAAACCACGAGACUGAGAUGCGAUAGCAGGCUCCUCCAUUUUUAAGACACGAGGCCUCAUUUUAUGGAUUCUGACAUGGACUAUGAGAGGCCUAAUGUCGAGACUAUCAAGUGCGUGGUGGUUGGGGACAACGCAGUUGGAAAGACGCGGCUCAUCUGUGCCCGGGCCUGUAAUGCCACUCUUACACAGUACCAGUUGCUGGCCACACAUGUGCCCACUGUUUGGGCAAUAGAUCAGUACAGAGUCUGCCAGGAGGUUCUAGAAAGGUCCAGGGAUGUGGUGGAUGAUGUCAGUGUGUCUUUGCGUCUCUGGGACACCUUUGGCGACCAUCACAAGGACCGUCGGUUUGCGUAUGGCAGGUCUGAUGUGGUGGUAUUGUGCUUCUCCAUUGCAAACCCAAACUCCCUUUACCAUGUGAGGACCAUGUGGUAUCCUGAGAUCAAGCAUUUCUGUCCCAGAGCUCCUGUUAUCUUAGUGGGCUGUCAACUAGACCUGCGAUAUGCUGACUUGGAGGCUGUGAACAGAGCUCGACGUCCAUUGGCUAGACCCAUUAAAUCCAAUGAGAUACUGGCCCCAGAGAAAGGCCGUGAAGUGGCUAAGGAGCUAGGUGUCCCUUAUUAUGAGACAAGCGUCGUUGCUCAGUUCGGAGUUAAGGACGUUUUUGACAAUGCUAUACGUGCAGCCCUCAUUUCCCGCCGACAUCUACAGUUUUGGAAGUCGCAUUUACGAAAUGUUCAAAGACCCCUUCUCCAAGCCCCCUUCCUUCCUCCCAAACCCCCUCCACCCAUUAUCACGGUCCCUCCCCCUCCGAGUAACAUUGAAGAGCACCCUAGCCGCCUACUAGAGGACCCACUGUGUGCAGACGUCAUCUUAGUCCUGCAGGAACAUCACAGGAUCUUCGCACACCGCAUUUACCUCGCCACUUCCUCCUCGAAGUUCUACGACCUGUUCUUGACCGAACCCCGGGGCUCUGAGGAGAACGACGGGGAACGACCCAGAGGUCCGCCGCUUUCUGGUCGUGAUCUGUUUAUGCGGGCAGCUAGUUUUGACGUUAGCGAGAGCAACGGUGACGGAGAUAGGGCCAACUUGCGUGCCUGCACCAGUGAUGGAACUCUUAAGGGCGGAGAUGGAGAUCGCCGCGGUCGCCUGCUCCCUGCUUUGAGCCGUGCUUUCAUCAGCAUCCAGGAAGAAACUGUAGAUGACCCUGUCACCUUUAACCCUAGAAGGGUGACUGUGGUGCACAUGGACCCUUCGAUGCAGCCCGGUCCUUUUCACUCAGUGUUGCGAUACCUAUACACGGGUAAACUAGAUGAGCAUGAGAAGGAGCUGAUGCAGGUGGCUCACAUUGCAGAACUGCUGGAAGUGUUUGACCUGCGCAUGAUGGUGGCAAACAUCCUGAACGAUGAAGCCUUCAUGAAUCAGGAGAUCACCAAGGCCUUUCAUGUGAGACGCACCAAUCGAGUGAAAGAAUGCCUGGCCAAAGGGACGUUCUUUGAUGUGGUGUUCAGGUUGGAUGAUGGCACUAUCAAGGCCCAUAAACCGCUGCUUAUCUCAAGCUGUGAUUGGAUGUUUGGUGGACCAUUUGUGGAGAGUUGUACAAAAGAGGUGCUAUUUCCUAACACCACACGUAGCUGUAUGCGUGCUGUGAUGGAGUAUCUGUAUACCGGACGCUUCUGCUCUCGUCCAGAUCUGGACGCCAUGGAGCUUAUUGUGCUCGCAAACCGUCUCUGUCUACCUCAUCUGGUGGCACUCACAGAGUUAUACACUGUGACAGUACUAACAGAGGCUGCCAUGAUGGGAGCUGAUAUAGAUGGAGAUGUUCUGCUGUACCUGGAUAUGGCUCAGGUAAGUGGACCUCUGAAGUUAUAGACAAUUUUUGGUUUAAAAUGUUAGCAUACACUUUUGGAGAAAAUAAUGUCAAUAAUGACAAUUUUUUUUGUUUAUUUUGGUGAACAUUUUGCUCAAAGGAAUUGUUCACCCCCCAAAAAAAUAUGUAUAACUUACUCAUCUUACUGUGCAUUCACACCGCCACCGGCCAGAGCGUCAAAGUGGCCGGAAGUCAUUUAUUUUCAAUAAGUGCCAGCAGCAAGCUUCCUUGAACACCUCAUGGACAGUGUGAGCAUCAAGGAGAGUAAAAAUCAGCUCAACUUUAUGGUAAUGAGCUAUGACACAGUUCUGUGGCAACCAGUCGGAAGGUGAAAACGCUCAGUGGCAACCAAUCGGAAGGCGGAAACUUCCGCUUGAAAGGAUUCCAUAGAAUGCAUUCGAGCUUCAAAGCUCAUUUUCUAUAGAGGGUUUCAUCGGACGAACAUGCGCUGACGCGAUACACAUCCGGAUCCUUACUUUAUUUCCGGUUUCGUUUUUUUAAUGCUAAACUGAUCUAUGAACAAAUGCCUUGUCGAAAAUAACAAAUGUUUUGGUUUCCUAGUUAAUCUUUGUGUUGUUUCUUUGCUUGUUAUAUAA
Messenger RNA from Misgurnus anguillicaudatus (oriental weatherfish), 2553 nucleotides. Its product is annotated as rho-related BTB domain-containing protein 2. Gene Ontology annotation, molecular function: protein binding; GTPase activity; GTP binding. The record is from RefSeq and is a predicted model, not a curated record. NCBI's taxonomy places the organism in Eukaryota, Metazoa, Chordata, Actinopteri, Cypriniformes, Cobitidae. Gene Ontology annotation, biological process: small GTPase-mediated signal transduction.